UCUGAUUUCCUUGGACAACAUGGAUCUGUCGUUGACUAUGCAAAUGAGAGGAUCUGGGUUGUCGUCUGCUGAUCUGAGAGCCGAGCUGGACUGCUCCAUCUGCCGGAGCCUCUAUACAGACCCCGUGUCCCUGAGAUGUGGACACAACUUCUGCCGCUCGUGUAUUGUGAGUGCGCUGGAUGCGCAGGAGGCAGCUGGAGUGUAUUCCUGUCCUGACUGCAGAGCAGAAUAUCCGGAGCGUCCGGCCCUGGAGAAGAACAGCAAGCUGGGGAACAUGGUGGAGCAUUUCUUAUCUGCUCAGCCUGAUAUGGAGGAGACCGGGAUCUUCUGUACUUACUGUGAUUCUCCUGUACCGGCUGUGAGGACAUGUCUGCAGUGUGAGGCCUCGUUCUGUGAAAAGCACUUGAGUAGACACAGUAAGUCACCAGAACAUACUUUAGUUGAACCCAUUGUUACCUUGAAGGACAGAAAAUGCUCCACACACAAGGAGGUGCUGAAAUACUAUUGUCCUAUAGACGCCGCCUGUAUCUGUGUGUCCUGCUGGGUGGCCGGGGACCACAAGGGACAUAACGUGGAGCUACUGGACGUGGCCUCUGAGAAGGAGAAAGAGAAACUGAGGAAAUAUCUGGAGAAACUAAACCCACAAAAAGCAGAAAUUCAAACAAAACUUCAGAAUCUGCAGGAUCGUCAGAGGAAUAUCCAGGAGAAGGCCUCUGAUAAGAGGAAGAACGUCAGGAAGUUAUUUAUGGACAUUAAGAAACAACUAGAAAUGGCAGAAAAGAAAGCGCUGAGCGAGAUCUCCAGGCAGGAGGAGAAGAUUGUGUCCCAGAUAUCUGAUCUGAUCAAGAAGCUGGAAAUAGAGGCCGACGAGCUGCCCAGGAAGAUGCGUCACAUGGAGAAGAUGUGUCAUGUCACCGACCCAAUAAGACUCCUACAAGAAAGUGACAUUACAGUAUGUGGUCAUGGAGAUGAUGAGGACACAGGGGGAGAUGGUGGAGAGGGCAGGUCUGAGGAUGAUCUGGAUGAGGUUCUGAUCUCACUGACCUUACACCGAGCUAUGAGGGAUAUUGUCACCAAUGUCACAUCAGAGCUCGGGCUCCAUGUUCCAGACACAUUUCUGGAUGAGGACACUGCUAAUAUACAUGUGAAAAUAUCAGAAGAUCUGAAAACAGCAACAAGAUCAGUAAAUAAAUAUAUCAGACCAGAAUCACCAGGAAGGUUCCAGUUUGAUGCCCAGGUGUUAAGCAGAUGUGGCCUCUCCUCAGGAAGACAUUACUGGGAGGUAGAGUGGGACCAGAAAGAAGCAUGUGGCAUCGGACUGUCCUAUCCCAGUAUAGAAAGGGAAGGACUUCAGUCUAGUAUUGGAGAUAAUGAUAAAUCUUGGUGUCUGGUUAUGUCUAGUGCAGGAUUUGAAGCGUAUCACAACUCAGUCACAUCCCCCCUCAGUGUAGAUACAACAUGUCCUGGACUUGGCGUCUUCUUAGACUAUGAGGCCGGGCGUCUGUCCUUCUAUCAGCUGUGUGACCCCAUCAGACACUUACACACCUUCACCGCCUCCUUCUCUGAACCCCUACAUCUUCUCUUUGGUUUGUGGCCUAAAGCCUCUGUUAGAAUAAUAAGCUGAGGCCGACUCGUCCACGUCCCGUUAUAAUCUCCGCCUAUAAGUCACUAUAUAGCGCUGUUACUGUCUGCUGAGCUGUGUAUCUAAUCCUCUCCCGUGUGAUACUGAUUGUUGAGCUGUGUAUCUAAUCCUCUCCCGUGUGAUACUGAUUGUUGAGCUGUGUACUUUGCC
Bufo bufo (common toad) is the source of this 1792-nucleotide messenger RNA. Its product is annotated as E3 ubiquitin/ISG15 ligase TRIM25-like. The coding region runs from base 20 to 1624 and encodes 534 amino acids. Lineage: Eukaryota; Metazoa; Chordata; Amphibia; Anura; Bufonidae. The record is from RefSeq and is a predicted model, not a curated record. The transcript has 2 exons. Gene Ontology annotation, molecular function: zinc ion binding; protein binding.